This is a messenger RNA of Volvox carteri f. nagariensis, 1917 nucleotides long. RefSeq lists its product as uncharacterized. The record is from RefSeq and is a predicted model, not a curated record. The coding region runs from base 1 to 1917 and encodes 638 amino acids. Gene Ontology annotation, biological process: intracellular signal transduction; receptor guanylyl cyclase signaling pathway; cGMP biosynthetic process. Lineage: Eukaryota; Viridiplantae; Chlorophyta; Chlorophyceae; Chlamydomonadales; Volvocaceae. The transcript has 13 exons. Gene Ontology annotation, molecular function: guanylate cyclase activity; peptide receptor activity.
AUGAUGAUGGGCGUGUAUGCUGUGUCCACCGGUCAGUCCUUGUCCGUUCCGUAUCGGGCCCCGUCCGUAUCAAAGCUCAAUUGUGGGCUCUUGUUACCCCUCAUUAUAAAGAAGGAAAAGAAGAAGAUGAUGAUGAUGGUGGUGAUGAUGAUGAUGAUGAUAACGACGAAGGAUAUCGAAAUCCCAGACAACACUGCCACGGUGGCCAGGCAAGCGGCCUCCAUGCUGGAGCUUGUUUUGGACACGCAAAUGCUACAACCGGCGGCAUCGCUGGCGUCUUUGGUGCGGCAACAGCCUAGUAUGGCGGUGCUGAGCCUCGCUGUGCCGCCGCUACUGCCCCGACUACUGCCCGGGCGGCAGACGACGACGGAGGCGGAGGCGCCCACGACGGCUGCGCAAGUGCUGCGGCAGGUGCUGCUGGCGCCGUUUGGUACCGUCAACGCGUCGUACUCGCUGCUGACGUCACCGGUUGACAGCAGCGCUAGCAGUGGUAGCAGCAGUGGCCUGUUUUCGGUUGGGAGCAGUUUACUGGAUCAACGGGGCGCGGAGGGGACGGUGGCGGCGGCGGCGGCGGCGGUAGCGCUUGCAGUUCAAGAGCAGUUGCCGGUCGUUGCAACCACCAUCACAAUCGCCACAACCACUGCCAACGGCCGUUCCGAGGUGCUGGUCGCCGUUUACCAUCCUGUCUAUGUGACCGGGGUGACCGCGGGGGAAACCUGGGGUAACGCUUUAUCGAAUGAUGUCCUAAACAGGAUAUGUGGCUCCGGAGCCUGUUAUGACUCCAGAUCCGAAACCAAGCUGUGGGGUUUUGUUGUGGCCUUGGGCUCGCUCAAUGCGUUGGCUAACAGCCCCGAUACGGGACUACAAGGCCUGUCGGACAAGAAUUAUCAGUACAGGCUCACCGUACUUCCCAGCGGCAGUGGCGGAUCUCAGGGGGUGGACAUAGCGGCCAGUGCACCGCCGCCACGUGCACGGCAGGGUACGGCAGCCGUACCCGUACGGCUAGCAGGACCGCGGUCGGGGUCUGCGGCUGCGGUGGCAGAGACGGGGGCGGAGCUGCUUGUCGAUCACGAUGACGCCUGGCAAACCGCCUGGGAGGGGCCCCUGAUCGCGGCGACUGUUGUGGCGUCCUUGGUGCUGAGCGCGUUCUUCUUCUCGAUGCUCUUCAAUUAUUGGCGCCAUAUGGCCAUGCUGCAGGCGAUGCUGCCGGAAAAGGUUAUCCGCGUCCUGGGCACCGGAUCCAAUUACUACCAACACUUCGACUGUGUUACGGUGUUGUACGCGGAUGUCGUACGGUACACCACCGCCAAGCCGCAGCAGGGAGACUCAGUACCCACCCUGGAGGUAGUCAAGCUGCUGAAUGACGUACACGCGAUGUACGAAUCGAUUAUUGAGAAAUACGGCUUGGUUCGCAUUCGUAGAAGCGGCGAGUCCUUCCUGUGUGUGGGCGGCUGUCCCACACCUGACGAGCCGGUGACGGUGGCGACCCGUGUGGCUGCAUGCGCCCGGGACCUGGUGCUGGCCACAUCGCGGUUUCGGGGCGUGGGGGGCUUCCGCGUCCAGAUUCGUGUGGGUUUGCAUUCCGGUCCGGCCGCGGCGGCGGUGGUGGGUUCAAAGAUGCCGCGAUUUUCACUUUUCGGUGAUGUCGUGGAUGUGGCCUAUUUCAUGGAGGCCACCUCCCGGGCUAUGGCGAUCCACGUGUCAGAUAGAACAUCGGAGCUGCUCACAAAAGCGAGGUGGACGGAGGAGAAGACGGAGAGGGCCUGUUUCUUUGAGGUGGCACGGCCGCACGUUGCUGCACCGCGUUCUGCCUUUCCGUGGUCUAGGAGGAGACACACGCGACUUUGUGCAGCUGGGGAGCUGAUGUUGCCUUUUACGCUUGUCAUCAUUGCCAGUUAUAUUUUGUACGGCGGGUGA